GAAGGAAGCGCCGCCCGCCCCUGCACCAAGCGCGGCGGGCAGCGGCCGCUCGGAGCUCGGGAACGGGGCGCAACGGAGCGGCUGCGACCGGCCCGGGGAAGCCGCCGGGACGCCGCUGCCUGUCCCCCCCUCCGUCCCCGCCUCGGUCACCCCGGCGGCGGCAGCAGGAUGGAAAAGAGACCGGUCUGAAAAACGCCUCCUUCGUGGACUUUGCUGUUGCCUGCUAGAAUGUUCCUUAUGAAUGCUUCUCCCUUGGUAGCUCUUCAAACACAAUGGGAGUCCUUUGGGCCAGCAAGGAAUUGUAGAUACCCUGUUUGCUUCUCUGAAUCCGAAGGGAACGUCACUAGAACCUCUGUAAGCGCAAAAGUUCAGAUGAUCAUAAACGGCCUGCAAAGUCAAGAGUCUCCCCUGGGUAUGAACAAUGAGUAUGAUUGUAUUAUGCAGAAGAAACAAAAGGGAGAAAAGGGCACCGGUAAUAGGGUCGCAUCCAGCACCACGUUGCUGCGGAAGCAUCCUAAAUAUACCGAGCGUGGUUGUCCUGCUGGUUCAGACGACACUGAAGUGGAAGUGAACGUGGGAUUUGAGACUCUCUUGCUUGAUUCUGAUAGUGACGACUCUGUUGACCGAGGUAUAGAAGAAGCCAUUCAAGAGUACUUGAAAGCAAAAAGCAAAAGUGACCAGUCGUUACAGAGGAAUGCAGAGUGCUCUGAAAAUAUAAGCAGAGACAAAAGGUUUAAGAGACAGUUCUCCCAGAACAAAAUGUCUAGUGACCUGCUACCUGUGAAAUUUAAAGCAGAGAUGCUCUCUGAAGAGUACCUUUCUGACCAGCUGGGACUUGGUAAAAGGCUACAGCCUGCUUCCCCUCAAAGCAUCAGCAGUGAUGAUUCCUUUGAACAAAGCAUACAAGCUGAAAUAGUGCAGUUCUUGAAUGAGAAAAAGCAGCAAGAAAUUAGCAAGUGUGUAAUCGGGGAGGAUAAAAAAGAUUCCCAGGUGAGGUCUGUCCUAAAAAGCAACAAACAACCGACAAACAAAACAAAUUGUGGUGCUAUGAAGCAAGAUUGUAACGCGCUCCUCUUGAGACACCAUCCCAAGCUACGGAAAACCAGCACGCAGUCCAAGUGUCUGAAGGCUAAAAUCCAGGAAGAGCCCGGUGAUUUCAACCAAGUGAACCGAGCGUAUCUAGAAAUGGCCACUGCCAGCCAGCCCUGGUUAAUGCAGCAAAAUAAAGAAAGUGGAGCUCAUUACUGGGAAACUAGGGGAGCGCUUCUGAACGAGAGCAUGCACGCCUCUGACUCGAGUAGCGAUGAUGGUAUUGAAGAAGCCAUUCAGCUUUACCAGCUAGAGAAGAUCAGGAAGGAGGCAGGUCACCCAACAGGCUCUGUCCUUUUGCAAAGGGAGCAAUUUGACGCAAAGGGGAUAGCCGACAUUUCUGCAAGCCUGACAAUUAGCUCAGCAAAAAGUGCCUCACCAGAACUCCAUAAGAACCCUAUCGGCAACAAAAGAAAAGAGAUUAAUUCGAAGUCAACAGAAUUAGAAAGCACCAGCAAUGAAUUUAACAAGCUGUUUAAACCACUGAAAAAAGCCAGACACUUUGUACCUCCGGAAAACAAGAUUGCUGCUUGUGAGCUCACACUGCAGGCCUCUUGCAGGGCAGACACAUCUGCAGAACUCAUGUGUGCAGAAGCUAUCCUUGAUAUUUCCAAAACAAUCAUGCCAACCCAAAUGGGAAGUGACAACAGAUCCCUCACUACAGACUCCUUCUUUUCUCCCCAGAUUCUCUCGUCCUCCCAUUGUGAAAGUGACAACAGCCUCGUGGACAGUGAUGAUAGCAUAGAGCAAGAAAUCAGGGCUUUUUUGGCUCUGAAAGCUCAGUCGGAAAGCCUCGUAACAAAGCCUUCCAGCCUGUCACACUCGAUCCAGAUGCCUUUGCCGUCUGAUCAAAACAGCCUCACUGGUACUCUUGAGCCUUCUCUUCCCAAAACACUGAAGCUAUCACUGAGUCGUAAAAGGAGACUUAAAAGGGAAGGCAGAAUAGUGAAACAAGAUGCAUCAAAAGCACCUGAACAGCUGGGGACGGGAUUUUUCCAGCCGGAUACCUAUUCAAAAUCUCCUCUGCUCCACGAGGGGUGUGCCCCGAGCAGCCCUGAAGAACUCUGUGAUGCCCGGAGGCUCGACAGCAAUGAGACUACCCAGCAGCAGCUGAUCUCUUCUGAGCUGUGCGCAUCUGCUGACAAAUACGUGGCCUUGGAUUCUGUAAAUCCUUUUUUGCAGGUUCAGAGCGGUGCGAGAAAGCUUAUGAAAAAUACCACCCAAACUCAAGAGAGAGACGGUUCAGCUGAUGAGAGCAGUUCUCUGGAUAGUGAUGAGGACCUUGAUAGUGCCAUCAAGGACCUUUUACGGUCUAAAAGAAAAUUAAAGAAGAAGUCUAAGGAGCAGAAAUCUCAAUGCAAGAAGAGAGUUAGGUUUACCGAGACAGACGCUCAGCUGCUGGAUGAAUUUAGUAGCCUCCAACAAAAUGAGUGGAAAUGUAAAAAUCCUGUGCUACUGAAAAGUUGCCUGUCAAAAUCUAGAAAAGCUGUGAAAGAGAAUGCAAUCAGAAAUCCUCCAGACAACAUAAAUGUCAAACUUUCAAAUGAAAGGCCAGAAACCGUUAAGAACUUAGAGUUUGAUUUACAGCUUAAAAAAGGAUAUAAACCCGAACCAAUUUCAAACCAGAAUAACCUGCGGGUAGCUAAGAAUAAAAAAUGUACUUUCACAGCUGCAUCAGACGCUGAUGAUAGCAGUUCAGUGGAUAGCGACGACAGCAUUGAACAAGAAAUCAGGAAGUUUUUGGCAGAAAAAGCUAAAGACUCUGCAAGCAAUUCAGAGAUGCAGAAAGAUGAUGCAACUCUAGACCUAUUGAGGGUGACCAAACAAACUGCUAAUAAAGGAAAAGCAAAGCAACAGCCAGUUGAAAAUGAGGUUGGCCUCUUGCUGGGUCAGAGUAAAAAGACUAAGGUGUCCCAGCAAGCCAACGAGUUGAAGAACUCUCAGAGAACGGAAGGGAAAAGUGCAAUGUUACUUGACAGUGAGAAAGCUGCUCCCUCGGCGGAGAACGUUUAUCUUCAUACUACUGGUCAGUCAAAAGCUAAACAAGGAAUGGGGGGGGUUAAAGGUGGUGCUGCUGGUGAGUUACCUGGAAACGCAACAGGUAAAAAGGACAUCCCUAACAAAGAACCUGUGCAGAAAACACUUCCAGCUAAAAACAGCAAAAACGAAGGUUGUAAAGUACGAAAAGUGGCUAAUGCGAAAUCUCGAUCUAAAAGAAAGAACACCUUUCACUUAAAAAUUUCGAGUAAAUUUAUCGCGGGUCUCAAGUACGCUCGGGAAAGGAAGAAAUCCAUGCUUUUGAUGAAAAAGCAAAAAGCAGAGCAGGCGCUCAGCCAGAGCAGUGCAUUAGGAAUGGAGGUAGAUUCCCAGGAUACGGACGUACUUAAGCAGGGAAGAGAAGCCUCCCAGCCAAAAGGUGAAUUUAGCGGGGAGAAUAAGGCAGCAAUAAAAGAAUCCAGUUCUUCUCAGAAGCUCGCUGUGGCAGCGUCAGGUCCCCAUGUAGCAGAAAGCUGUGAAAGACUGGAGGCUGCUCCUUUGUAUAUCACAGAGGAAGCUGAGGGUUGCCAAAAGGCUGCUACUGCAGGAGACCACUCAGAUUCACAUUCGAGUCUCCCCUCGCAGGAACGGAGCGUGGCAGCAGUAACAGCAGAUAAGGCUUGCAGAGGAACAUCCAAAGCUGAGAACAGAGAGAUAUGUAUGAAGGAAGGAGAUAUCCACAAAGACAGCUGGGCAGGUUUGAAUUUAGGUCCCCCUCUCCCACAACACGCUAUGGCAGCAGUAAAAGCUGAUAAAGUUAGUGGAGAGACGUGUCAGGAGAGUAUACGUGUGUGCAGUAAUGGAGAGAAUAACCAGCAGGACAGCGUGUCAGACCCAAGUUCAGGUUGCCCGCUGCAGGAGCUAACUGUAACAACAGUAACAGCGGAUAAAACUAGUGGAGGAGCAUGCGUGGAUAACAGUGUGCACGCGUGCGUUAAGAAGGAAGAAGUUCUCCACCAGGACAGUGACAGGCAGGAAGAAAUUCAGGUAUCCAGAUCCAGAUUGGAAGGAAAGCUGCCCGCCCUGCAGAAUAGGGAAGCUGAUUGUGAACUGGACCAAGGGCAGGAAGUUCUAGACAAAAACUGUGCAAAAUUUACUGACGUACCCGCAGGGGACUGCCCAGAUUCCCUCUUGAAAAUAAAGGUUUCAGAUAUGAGAAGAAAGGGAAGUUAUGAGAAACCCGAGGCAUUGUCUAGAGUCUAACAGAGGAAUAGCAGUGAGUGCUAAAGGGUUGCUUAUUUAUUUUCAUGUGUUAAAUGUUAAAAAAGUUAACUUUUCAGGUCCAUUUCUAUGUUCAAUAUGUUUACUUGUUCAAAUCUGUUGGUGUUUUUUCAGCUAUUGUCUUUGAGAUACCCAAAUUAAUUGCAGUGUAUGACUGGGAUUGUUUGGUAGCCUUGAUUGAAAUCUUGCUGGUGGAUUCUUUGAAUCUUUGAAUGUUGAA
Molecule: messenger RNA, 4567 nt
Organism: Cygnus atratus (black swan)
Lineage: Eukaryota; Metazoa; Chordata; Aves; Anseriformes; Anatidae
Gene: PPP1R26
Product: protein phosphatase 1 regulatory subunit 26
Exons: 3
Coding region: 229-4329 (1366 amino acids)
Biological process (GO): negative regulation of phosphatase activity
Molecular function (GO): protein phosphatase inhibitor activity
Source: RefSeq, a predicted model, not a curated record